Molecule: messenger RNA, 2663 nt
Organism: Bolinopsis microptera
Lineage: Eukaryota; Metazoa; Ctenophora; Tentaculata; Lobata; Bolinopsidae
Exons: 17
Coding region: 80-1537 (485 amino acids)
Source: RefSeq, a predicted model, not a curated record
AUAAUUAAUUCAUUUUCAAAUUCAAAUUAUAUUUCCCCGCUAUUUUUUUCUUAAUGACACCAAUUUAAAAAAGUAAAACAUGGCUACAAAGAAAAGAGAAAAAAAAUUAAGGAUUAUUGCGAGAUUCCUGUCCUAUGUCGCCCUAAAAACGCAGCAUAGAGUACUAACAAAAAUUACCUACAGACUGGCUUGCAACUCCCCGAAAUCCCGCUAUCUAAAAUCUUUACCUAAAAUAAACGGACUUGUCAUCCAAGCCAGGAUGUUGCUACAACAUGGAAAUAACUCUGAGUAUCGGAAAUUUUUCGGCAUGAACAAAUUAGAGUUCAAAACACUCUCUAUGAAACUUACUCCAAAACUCUUGUCUACAUCGAAAAAAGAGAUUCCAGGGAUGUCUCCAGAAGCUAAGUUGGCCUGUACAUUGAACUACCUCCGAAGCGGUUCAAGUUUCACAGUUCUGGCCAUUUGGUGGUCAAUUAGCUCGCAACACUUGGGUUUUGUUGUUAAACAGGUUUGUCAGGCUCUGUGUGAUCUUUUGAGUGUAGAGGCUGAUUGCCGCCCGAAAAAUCUCGAAGACUGGCUUAAAAUAGCUGACGAGUUCGAUAGUAGAUGGAGGUUGCCCCACUGUCUAGGAGCGGUUGACGGGAAGCAUGUGAAAGUAGUGAAGCACCCAAGAAGUGGUUGCCUCCUCCACAAUUACAAGGGGUUUAACUCUAUCAUCCUCCUUGCUGUUGUCGACGCAAAGUACAGGUUCAUACAUUUUAAUGUGGGGGCGUAUGGUUCAAGGAGUGAUGGAGGUGUAUGGGCAGAGGACAGACUUGGGUCAGCUCUGAACAAGGGCCACCUCGACAGCUUUAUUCCUGCACCAAACUACCUCCCCAGAGACGAGAAGAGAUCCUGUGGAUUGGUCAACUACUUCUUCGUCGGGGACGACGCUUUCGGGCUUCAGCCCCACAUGAUGAAGCCAUUCAGGGUUAGGAACGGGAUGGAGGACAAGGAUCUAAUGGAUAAUACCAACUACCGCUUAUCCAGUGCGAGAAUGGUGGUCGAGUGUGGUUUUGGGCACUUGGCCCGAAAAUUCAGAGUUUUUGAUGUUCUCCAUACGAGAAAGGAGAUGACCACCUUAGUUGUGAGGACGUGUGUUCACAUCCACAACUUCCUUCGGCUCAGCAGAGAGGAUGAGGAAAAGGAGAUCAGACAGAUCAUGAAGCCGGCGAAGAGAAAUUUUGAGUCGAUGUUUCUUCCUCCCCGACCCUUCUCCCGGCCACUCUUGAAGGAGAAGGCUGAAGUUAACCGUUACCGACUUCACCUUUACUUCAACGCUGUUGAUAUAAUUAAAAGAAAAAAGAAGAGAAGAAGCCGGAACACUGUGUUACGAGGCAGUAGACCCCCCAGCGCAUUUUCUGGAGUUGAUUGUCGCGCGCAUUUUCUGGAGUUGGGUUACAUCUUGGUGACAGUACAAAUACACUAUCAAUUCGAGGUUGCCUUCAGAAAUUUCAAUUACCGGAAAAAUCUUUCUAAUAGGACAGACAUUUGUUGACAUCUUACCAAAGUGGGCAAUCUCCGGAGCAAGGCUCAAGCUCACUGCUUAUUUCACAGCCUCCAGCACAACAAGUGUAACCGUGACCUGGCUGCAGCUAAAGGGCGUGAACAGCAACUGGAAAGAUCUCGGAACAGGAGCCGGCUACCAUAACGUCCUCUCAAAGUUAGACGAUCGCAGCGUCAUGUCUGCAACCCUGGUCAUUGAUAAGAUAAAGAAAUUCGAUAUAACAGCAUACAAGGCUCGAAUUAAAAUGUCUGGUUUCGAAGUGACAACAGGUCUGAUCACUUUGAAAGCUGUCUCAGCUAAUGUGCCAGUGGUCGAUUCUGACUUUGAGGGCAAAUCUGCAUUCUUUCAUGUAGCGUUGAUAAUUGGACCCGAACCAUUAAGUGUAAUGUUAGUUCAUGAACAGAGUGGUAAAGAAGUGUCGGUGAAUUUACCGAGUAUGUCCUCACGUACUCCUCUUGAAGUGAACCAUGAGAUGAAAAAAGCAUUUUCCUGUGAUGAUGGGUCUUACUACUUCAAAUUUACGUUCGAAAAUGGCCAACAAUACACAACAAGCAAAGUGAAACUUGCGAUGAAGAGGAGGUGUAGACCCCUAACUAAGCCACCAAACACAGUACUUACAAAGGAGAAAGUGGCCGGCUCAAGCGACUACAAGUUCAAAGUUACCUGUGCUGAUGAUGAUCCGACCUAUGUGAUAAUGAACGAGGAUAGAACUGAGGCCAGGUGCGAUACCACAACGGGAAGAUGGGAUCACACUGCUCUUACUCCCUGUUGCAGAACCAUCGACCCGACGGAUGACUAGAUCGAAACAAAUUGGAAAAAGAUUAUUCAUUUAUAUUUUAAUUAUGAGCGAUUGUUAAGGUUACAGUAUUAAGACUAAAAAUAUGAAUUGUAUAUCGAGGUUCCUAAAAUCAUGACUGCUGCUUUAACAAUGUUGAAAUGUUCUGAUUUUUAUUAUGAUAGUGCAUUUUCUUUACUAUUAAUUUCAUUUUUUCUGUUUUGUUAACUACUUACUUUGACUACAGUUUUUCUGUUUCCUGUCCAUUCUGAAUUCUGUUUUUUGUAGAUUUAAGUUUCACUGUGUGAAGAUGUAAAAAUAUUAUAAUUUGCGUAAUAAAUU